Molecule: messenger RNA, 2336 nt
Organism: Betta splendens (Siamese fighting fish)
Lineage: Eukaryota; Metazoa; Chordata; Actinopteri; Anabantiformes; Osphronemidae
Gene: nxn
Product: nucleoredoxin
Exons: 8
Coding region: 285-1541 (418 amino acids)
Molecular function (GO): thioredoxin-disulfide reductase (NADPH) activity
Source: RefSeq, a predicted model, not a curated record
AGUGGGAGCUCGAGGGGCAAAGAGUGCAGCCGCUGUUGCAGUCAGGGCAGUUUAAGCGGAGCGCAUUCCUGCACAGCGCUCACACCGGAGAAGGCAGCAGCGGCGACGCACACCGCCCCGCAACGCACCGCACCGCAUCGCGCCGCACCGGGGCUGGGAGCUCACCUAAAAGCUCACACUGGGAGGUGAAGGAAGUGGCUGGGUGUCGCCCGAACGGAGCGGUUCGCACGUACAUCAGCCUCGGCUGAGGGGAAGCGUUGUGUGUUCGAGGGCUGAACGCCGCGAUGUCGGAGUUUCUGGUGAGUCUGCUCGGGGAGCGGCUCGUCAACAGCGAGAAAGCCGAGGUGGACGUGCAGUCGCUGAGCGCCAGGCUGUCCCUGGUCGGGCUCUUCUUCGGCUGCAGCCUGAACGCGCCGUGCAAGCAGUUCAACGGCAGCCUGUGCGAGUUUUACAACAGGUUCAAAAAGACAUCCGAGCACAAGGAUACGCUGGAAAUCGUCUUCAUCUCGUCGGACCAGGACCAGAAACACUGGCAGGACUUUUUGCAGGAGAUGCCAUGGCCUGCGCUACCGUUCAAAGACAGACACAAAAAGAUGAAGCUGUGGAACAAGUACAAGGUGACGAGUAUUCCGUCUCUGGUGUUUGUGGAUGCGUCCACGGGGAAGGUGGUGUGUCGAAAUGGGCUACUGGUGGUCAGAGAUGACCCCAAAGGCCUGGAGUUCCCCUGGGGGCCGAAGCCAUUUGCCGAGGUGGUGGCGGGGCCCCUGCUGAGGAACAACAGGCAGACGACAGACAGCAGCUCUCUGGAGGGACACUACGUGGGAGUGUACUUCUCGGCGCAUUGGUGCCCGCCGUGCCGCAGCCUGACCCGGGUCCUGGUGGAAUCGUAUCGAAUCGUCAAAGAGUCGGGUCAGAAGUUCGAGAUCGUGUUCGUGAGCGCCGAUCGGUCAGAGGAGUCCUUCAAGCAGUAUUUCAGCGAGAUGCCGUGGUUGGCGGUGCCGUAUUCAGACGAGGCCCGGCGCUCACGGCUCAACAGGCUCUAUGGAAUACAAGGUAUUCCCACGCUGAUUUUGCUCGACACUGAGGGUCACAUGAUCACGCGACAAGGCCGCGUGGAGGUGCUGAACGACCCGGAGUGCCGCCUCUUCCCAUGGCACCCCCGGCCCGUGCUGGAGCUCAGCGAGGCCAACGCCGUGCAGCUCCACGAGGGGCCCUGCCUCGUGCUGUUCGUGGAUGCCGAAGAGGAGGGAGAGUUGGAGCCAGCCAAGGAGCUGAUUCAGCAAAUAGCCGAGAAGCUCGUGGCGAAGUACAAAGCCAAGGAGGAGGAGACGCCGCUGCUAUUUUUUGUGGCUGGAGAGGACGACAUGAGCGACUCCCUGCGCGACUACACCAACCUUCCAGAAGCAGCGCCUCUGCUCACCAUCCUGGACAUGUCGGCUCGUGCCAAGUAUGUGCGCGAUGUGGAGGAGAUCACGCCAGCCGUGGUGGAGCAGUUUGUCAGCGACUUCCUUGCUGAAAAGCUCAAACCGGACCCAAUCUAAGGAUGUCCAAUCAGAAGUGGAACACACUACACCGGACUCACUCAUUCAUCAAACUCCGACUUGUUGCUACGCGCCUCACCCCUCGCAGCCCCCUGCUAUCGUCCCGGUCCCCUUGACUGUUAGAGACGUCUCACUUUUUACUGACAUUUUAACUUUUUUUUUUUUUUUUUUUAAGACAUGUUCCUCUCUUCAUGGAGUCUUCUCUUUCUCCCGUGGUGCCUUGCAUUGACUAUAGUUCCUACACUAAUAUAUAUGAAGAUUUUUUGUUUGUUUGGGUUUUUUUUGCCUCAAGAAAAAUAAGUUGUAUUUUUUUCACACAGUAGAAUAAAAGAAAACCUGAGAAUACCCAGUGGACCUAUUUCAGCUGAUAGUUUGCUUUCUUUGCAUUUUCUCAGCAAGAGCCUUGUUACUUUUGAUUUCUGCACAUUGAUGUAAAUUAAUAAAAUGCAUUUUUACAGCAGCAGUUCACACUUACACUUAAUGUGGUGAAUCUCAGUUGGGUGUAGCUGUAUAAAAAACAGUGACAGGUGCACGUGCAGCCAAAACCACAAAUGUUUUAAAACCCUCGUGUCUUGUGCGCAUGCGUGUGCGAUGGUGUGAAUGAAAGUCAUCUCCGGCCAGCCGUUAAUGGUGGUUCUCAUCUCAGUCAUUAUGGGGAUUUUCUGUGAACAUCUCCCAAUGAAAAGGCCGAGUGAAGGCACAAAAGUGACAUUGGAAAAGUGUUGAAUGUACAUAUGAAUUCCCACAUUCUGUUACUUCAGUCAUUGCGCCAAUUAAAAAUUCACUGGCAAGAAA